Molecule: messenger RNA, 1529 nt
Organism: Amphibalanus amphitrite
Lineage: Eukaryota; Metazoa; Arthropoda; Thecostraca; Balanomorpha; Balanidae
Product: RNA-binding protein 4.1-like
Exons: 6
Coding region: 135-1031 (298 amino acids)
Cellular component (GO): cytosol
Molecular function (GO): mRNA binding
Source: RefSeq, a predicted model, not a curated record
CCGAAAUCCGCCAUUUUCGUUCGGCGUGGUGGUGCUUUGGGUCCGUUUGUGGUGUAGUGUGAAAAGUGUGUAUUUCAUACUCAUGUGUAGUUGAACAUUGCGAUAGGAGCCCCCACUGGACCUUCCCUCACACAAUGAUGCCACCUACGGACGCGGCGCCGCAGACCAAGGUGUUUGUCGGUCGGCUGUCGUCGGCCACCAAGUCCCUCGACCUGCGCAAACUGUUCGAGCGCUAUGGCGAGGUCACAGAGUGUGACGUACUGGGCACCUACGGCUUCGUGCACAUGAAGUCGGUGGACCAGGCCGAGACGGCCAUCCAGAAACUGAACGGCACAGACCUGCACGGAUCGCGCAUCAGCGUCGAGCCCUCCACCGGCCAGCGGGGCCGCGGCGGCGGCCGCGGCCGUGGCGGCGGACCGAUGCGCGGCCGCGGAAUGGGCGGCUUCCGCGGCCGCGGCUCGGACCGGUUCGAGCCAUACGGCCGCUCCUACCCGCCGGCUUCGGACGGCUAUGGCGGUGGCGGCUACGGAGGUGGGUAUGGCGGCGGCGGCGGCGGUGGUGGCGGCGGCGGCUACGGUGAUGGCUACAACGCCGGCUACAACGGCUACGGUGGCGGCGGCGGCGGUGCGGGCGGUGGCGGCUACGGGAACGGGUACGCCAUGGACCGCCGGCCGCCGCCAGUGCGCACAGCCGUCGGCGGCUACUACGACGAUUACGAGCGGCGCGACCCGUACGCCCGCUCACCGGCGCCGGCGCCCGCUCCGGCGCCGCGGCCAGCGCCCUACGACGGCUACGACCGGCGGCCGCCGCCGCGCGACCCGUACGCCGGCGCCGGCUACGACGCGCGCGGCGCGCCCGGCGGCUACGAGCGCCGCGACGACUACGGCGACGCUUACGGCCGGCGCUCUCCGCCGCGCUACCAGGCCGAGCCGGCGCCCAGCCGCGGCUACGACGGCUACGACCGGUACGCGGCGGCGCCGGCGCCGCGCGGAGCCAGCCCUCCCAGACGGAGCCUGCACUACCUGACGUGAUCGGCCGACUGCCGACGAUAACGGCCGCCCACGCCGCGUCGGGCGGCCACGCUGUGACUGAUACUCGGGGAGGGAGCCGCGGCAGCCGCCGGAGACGCCGCGGCCACACGUCGCCGCAAUCUGCCCGCCCACCAUCCCGGCCCACUAAUGUGUGUUUGUGCAUCCCGCGACUGAAAUCGAUGUUCAUCGUCAUUUGGGUGUGGUUUUUACUUUUUAGUGCGCGUGACGAUCGGUGUGCGCCGUGAAUUCGGGUCCCGGCAAUACAAAGUGUCGCCUGCCGGUGGCCGUAAGCGGGGGUCGGUCGCUGAGGGGGGGGGAUGUGAGAUGUGUGAGAUGUGUGUAAGAGUCUUUGUAUGUGUGUGAGAGCUGUGCCGGCGUAGCUGUGUGGCCGGCCAACCAUUCCCAUCGGCCGGGCGCGCGCUGUUCGUUCUGUCUGCGGCGCUGGCACUCGGCGGGCUCCGGCGCCGCCCCAAAUACAGAGCCCAUUCAUCGCUGUUG